This is a messenger RNA of Harpegnathos saltator (Jerdon's jumping ant), 6725 nucleotides long. RefSeq names its product LLGL domain-containing protein l(2)gl (gene l(2)gl). Lineage: Eukaryota; Metazoa; Arthropoda; Insecta; Hymenoptera; Formicidae. Gene Ontology annotation, biological process: establishment of spindle orientation; cortical actin cytoskeleton organization; Golgi to plasma membrane transport. Gene Ontology annotation, molecular function: myosin II binding; syntaxin binding; GTPase activator activity. Gene Ontology annotation, cellular component: plasma membrane; cortical actin cytoskeleton; cytoplasm. The record is from RefSeq and is a predicted model, not a curated record. The transcript has 16 exons. The coding region runs from base 881 to 4444 and encodes 1187 amino acids.
CCAUGGGUCGCUGGAAAAUCGCGCGUCUGUAAAUGAAACAUUCGCAGUUGAGAGCCCUGGCAGUACCGAAACGCCUGGAGACCGGCCAUUCGAACGUUUUCUUCAGUUACGGUUGGCAAAUGGUGGAUCUUGAGGUCAUUGUUCGUUCGGACGCGCUCGCCGACUGCCGUGCACUCGAGCGACACCGAGCGACGGCGAUCUUUCCCGAACAUGCUCGAACUCCGGCGAGCAGUGAACGAGGCGACGCGACGACGGCGAGAGACGCGAGUGAACACGAGCGAGCGACGUGGAGAGUGGUCGAGUGCGUCUCCGUGCCCGUGUUUUUUUUGAUAGUUUUAUAAUUCGCCCCGUCGCAGCAUCAUCACACGUUCCGUGGCGGCCCUAGCCGGAUUAUUGUCCGCGCGAUCGAGCGAACGAACGAACGAACGAACGAAAGGAGCAGCUACUCGCGGCGAGCGUAUUUGCGGUGAUAUACGGCUGACAGCACAUCACGGGGCGCAUCGACAUCGGGUGUGAGUGAAAGAAAGAGAAAGAAGGAGCGACGCAACGACACGACAACGCGGUGACGCAGAGUGGGAAAAGCGAUACGCAGUAAGGAUUCGCGGCGUGAAAGAGACAGAAAGGGACACACACUGACGUGUGCGGGCGUGUUUCUUGGAGACGUGCGCGCGCGCGCGCGCGCCAGACAAACGUUCGAGAACGUAUCGCGUCCCGAGCAGAAAACGUGGCAGCAUAACCGUACGCAUUCACCGGUCGCAUUCAGCGACAUUCAUGUGACGUGACGAGCCGAUACCAGUCGUGCCUGCCUGCGAGGAGGGAGACGACCCCGUGGAGUUGGACAAACGCCGCCAAGCCGGGCCAACGAGGUGGAAUCAUCGAGAUGCUCAAGUUCAUCAGGGGGAAGGGGCAGCAGCCGACGGCCGAGCGGCAGAAGCUGCAAAAGGAUCUCUUCGCUUUCCGAAAGACGGUGCAGCAUGGUUUUCCGAACAAGCCAACAGCUCUCGCCUGGGAUCCGAGUUUGCGUCUGAUGAUCAUCGGCACGGCAUCCGGCGCCAUCAAGGUUUUCGGAAGACCAGGUGUAGAAUUCUAUGGACAACAUUCCGUCGAAAGCGGUGAGAAUGCUGUCACGAAGAUCGUCGCACUGCCGAACGAGGGUCGCGUGGUGUCCUUGUGCGACGACAAUUCGCUGCACUUGUGGGAGAUCAAUGAAAGUUCCGUGGUGGAGACGAAGUCGCUGUCGUUGGAAGGCAAAUUGAAGAAGAUCUCCGCGAUGUGUCUUGAGUCGAGCGGCGAACAUCUCCUGCUGGGAACGGAAGGCGGCAACAUUUAUCUGCUGAACCUGAAGACCUUCGUCAUGCCGGACAAUAUUAUUUAUCAGGACGUCGUGAUGCAGAAUGUGCCGGAGGAUUACAAGAAAAACCCAGGAGCGGUUGAAGCCAUAGCCGAGCAGCCGGGACAUCCGGAUAAUAUUCUGAUUGGUUAUAAUCGUGGUUUGAUGGUGCUGUGGAACAAAGCUACUCCGGGAGCUCAACAGCUGAUGGGUUUAUUUUCGCGUGCGCAGACAUUCGUCUCCACGCAACAGCUGGAAUCGGUUCAUUGGAUCUCCGAGACUCGCUUCGUUUCGUCGCACAACGAUGGAUCCUACGCGUUUUGGAGUCCGGGCAGCGAUGCGGUGCCGGAGCCCACGACGCUUUAUGGGCCGUUCCCGUGCAAGGCGGUCACCAAGAUCCUCGUGUAUCCUACCGCGGAACACGGCGAGCUCGUUCUAUUCUCCGGUGGUAUGCAACGCGCCAGUUAUGGAGAUCGACACACGAUCACCGUCAUGACCAAGGACAAACAUUUAGUUUUCGACUUCACGUCCAAAGUGAUCGACUUCUUCACCGUAUUUCCCAAGGAGGAAGACUGCAACAAUGAGAACCCGAUCAGUCCGGAGGCGCUCGUAGUGUUGGCUGAAGAGGAACUGGUGGCUAUCGACUUGACCAACCCCGAAUGGAAGAUGAUGGCUCUACCCUAUCUAGUGUCUCUCCAUGCGAGUGCGGUGACCUGUUCUCAACACGUACCCAGUGUCCCGGAAGAGCUGUGGGAGACGGUUGUAGCGGCCGGUAAAGCACAAACGGAACAUCUCUAUUCGGAUAAAACAUGGCCGAUCGACGGCGGUGUUAUUCUCUGUCAGAAACCGGCGAACCCUGACAAGCCCAAGAGCCGAGAACUGCUGCUUACCGGCCACGAGGACGGUACCGUGAGGUUCUGGAACGCUUCCGACGUGCCUUUAACGCCUCUGUACAAGUACAACUCGUCGAUUUUGUUCACCGGCGAACACCUGGAUGUUUUGGAACAGCCGCCGGAGGACGACGAGGACGAGUGGCCGCCAUUCAAGAAAGUAGGGAUCUUCGAUCCGUAUUCAGACGACCCGCGGCUCGCGGUGAAGAAGGUGCUUCUCUGUCCAUUGUCGUCCACUUUGGUGAUCGCCGGCACGGCCGGCCACGUUAUCACCGCCACCGUAUCGUCGGAGCCGGUGAACAAGGAGAUUAAAAGUGUCACCAUGAACAUCGUCAACGAUCGGGAUGGCUUCGUGUGGAAGGGUCACGAUCACUUGCCGCCACGAACUACAAGCAUAUCUUUCGCGGUUGGCUUUCAGCCGCAGAGCCUCCUCCAGUUGUAUCCACCCGCCGCCGCCACGGCGUUGGCUUUGCAUAGUGAAUGGGGACUACUCGCGGCCGGCACGGCGCACGGACUUGCCGUUUUUGAUUAUACCAGAGGGAAGGCCGUCAGCGUCAAGUGCACGCUCAAUCCAAAUGAUCUCUCCGGAGCAGGCGACACGCCUAUCUCGCGCCGGAAAUCCUUCAAAAAAUCGCUCAGAGAAUCUUUCAGGAGAUUGAGAAAAGGACGUUCGCAGCGUCGAACGAAUACUAAUAGUCCUCCGCAAAAUACCGCGCCUGAGAAGAAAAAGGAUAGUCCUAGCGUCGCCUCUUCACCGAGUGGUGAUCUCUCACCGGGAGUGGAAUUGAAACCGGUGGAAAGACAAGUAGAAGCAAGACCUGUCGACGACGCUCUAGGUUCCAUGGUUCGGUGCUUAUAUUUUGCAAGAAGUUAUAUUAUUAGCUUACAAAAUACAACUCCCACUCUUUGGGCUGGCACUAACAACGGAACGGUGUAUGUGUUCACGUUGGCCAUACCAGCUGGCGUCAGAAGAACGGAAGAGGAUGUUAAUUGCACGCUGGGCAAGGAGAUACAGUUGAAGCAUCGAGCGCCCGUAAUCGCGAUCACGAUCCUUGAUGGAUCCAGCGUGCCGUUGCCGGAGCCGUACGAAGCCGAGAAAGGCGUUACGCCCGGACCCGACAUGACUUCCCCGCACAGAGUCGUGAUCGCCAGCGAGGAACAAUUCAAGAUAUUCAAUCUUCCGUCCUUGAAGCCGCAUUGCAAGUAUAAGCUGACUGCACACGAAGGAUCCAGAGUGCGUAAAACAGGUUUUGCCAAGUUCUCGUGUCCUGUUGAACCGACGGGAACUCAUGAAGAAACUUGCUUACUCUGUCUAACGAAUCUGGGCGACUGUCUGGUGCUGAGCAUACCAGAACUGAGGAGACAAUUGAACGCCGCAGCGAUCAAACGAGAGGACAUCAACGGCAUUUCUUCCUUAACAUUCACCAAGUCCGGAGAGGCGCUGUAUCUUCACUCGAGCUCGGAACUACAACGAAUUUCCUUGUCGGCCGCGAAAGUGACGAAAGCGCAUUGCGCUCUGAAUUUACCGCCGCACGCUAGAUCGUACACCGAAACAACUAAUAACGAGGUCUCGCAGGAGCAGGGUGUUGUCGAAGGCGCGCCUGAGACCGAAGGGGAGACUCAAGGAAGUCAACCGCCAACGGUUGUGAAUCGAGUUAUCACGGAGAAUGGCGUGGUGGGUUCCACUGGGGAAGAAGAAUCUCCGAAGGAACCGUCGCUGCGACCAGCCACGAGUAGUGUGGACGUAAACGGUGACGACGACCGACAAGAUUUAAGCUCCAUCGGAGAUAUCACGAUUGACAGUGUUAAAGAUCAUUUACUUAACAGUUCGCUUUUCAGAAACGCCACGUCUUCCGAGGAACUCCACAAUCGUUUGGCAGGGCUUAAAAUGGAAGUGACCUCACGAUCUUCCGAGAUAUCUACGCAGAAUCAGUCGUUAGUGGUGAAAACUACUACCGUGGUUACGCAGACUACAAAUAGCACGACCGCCAACGGCGAGGUUGAAACGAGUCAGGCGAACGAGACACAGCAUGUGAACAGCACUACGGUAGAGCGAGAGAUACGCAGCGGUAUCGAGACAACGACGACACACGCUACCAUCACUCUACCUCCGAACGUCGAGAUUAGUGCUGCGGACUUGGCCAACUUGGAGAUCACUACUACCACAGUGACCACCGAAGUGUCCAAGGCGCCGUUGGCUAGGCCAGAGGAAGUUGGAUCGUAGGCCUCUGUUCCAUAUCGUUUUUCUCUACGCUGACCAUGCAUCGAUUUUGCGCCCCGCAUAUGGAGCUACCAAUAACUAGUUAUUCUUACUUAAUAGGUAAACGUGUACACAGCGGCGACAUAGGUAGGAUUUAUAUACUGUAGGUUUAAAAGGACAAAAAAAGAAAAAUCUAAAUUUCUAUGCUGCAUUUUAGCUAGCAUUUGAUCACGACGACGACGAGAAGUGAUUAAUUUUUUAAUACGAACUUCAAGCAUUUUUCACAGAGACACAUCGGUCAUACAUACACGUAUUCUACUUGAGAAUAUUCUAAACUAAUAGCUUUCUCGAUUGGCGAAGAAUCGAUAGAUUUUUAAAGAGAAAUAGGCCUAGACAAGUGUUUGAUUUUUUGAUGAAUUAUGAAACAUGCAAAACAAAAAGAAGAUACGAGUUCUCUCGCUAUGACUUCUUUACAGGGAAAAAUUUUAAGAUCUUUUAUCACUGACAGGUUGAGAUAACGUAUAUGAUGAAGUUUUAUAAACUGCCGGGACGAAAUCACCAAUUUUACAGCGAAUCUGUCGUUUAUCGAUCUAUCGUUUUACACGGCCGUCUUUCAUGCCCGUUGAUUGAAUGAAAAACGAGCCUGGUGCAUGUGUGCGAUCAACAUAAUUGCGGAUUUAAAAAGAAGAAUAGGGGAAACAAGGGUCGUAGUUUGCUGAUAGAAGCAACAAUGAUGAAACAUCACAAAUCGUGAAUAAUAUGGCAGCCUUAAAUAUAUAUUAUAUGUGUAUUACUUUAUAUUUUUAAUUAUUAUAAAGAUGCGACUUAAGCCAUCCGCAGUAUUUGAAACGUUCCGAGCCUCCUGCGAGCUACGUAAGGCUACGCAGGCGUAAAAAUGCGACCGGCGCAGGAGACGACGGCAGGAGACGGUCGGAACGACACAAAAAGAUAUAGCUACUUAAGUAGAAUUACACAAAGUACGAACAAGUAAGGAGAUUAAGCGUGGUAAACUUAAGGGAAGUGUCUGUCGAUGGCCAUGACGUAGGGAGAACGCGUUGAAAAUAUAUUUUUUAUCGAUGUUGCUUAAUCGUUAAGUUUCGUUCUUCUCGUUCAAGGAAACGAGAAGCGUAUAACCGAAUCUUCGGGAUCUUCUUUCCUCGAUUGCUCGGGUGCGCUUAACGUAUCGAUAUAGUUUAUCGUAUUGCAUUUACCCGCAAUUCCUCGUUUCUCAUUAGACAGAGAGAGAGAGAAUAACCGCAUGGAUAGACCUUAGCAGAAGCAAUGUGCUAUGCAAAACGCAUUUUUUAGCCUCGAUGCAUUAUGAAUUUUUGCGAACAUACACAUACACACACACAUCCACCCCCAACAUAUCGUUUUGUAUCGAUAUCUCUCGCGUAGCUUUGUUUCGCAAACACGAAUAAUAUUGAUUAUACCGAGUAUCUUAUUAUCUUUGAUCUCAGUAGAAUUGUCUUGAAAGAGAGAGAGAGAGAGAGAGAGAGAAUGAUAGAGCUCCCACGCUACGUUUGAAAACUGCAUUUUUUACUCGGAGAGCACGGUCCAACCAUAUACGUUCAUAAUCUCGCGACACUGUUGUACAAACGCGAAUCCGAAGUGUGCGACAGACUGACAGGAGGUGAGGUGGUCACGACCUCCUAGCCGAUCGCAUUUUUUAACUUUCUCCUUUUAACAAUACAUAAGCAACCCAAAUGAAAGUUUUACGAUGGUUUCGAUUUUAAUGAAGACGUGUACCCCUGGUAGGUAAAGCUAUAGCGGUAUAGUUAUCAAUUAUUCUGAUUAUAAUUUUAAUGUGACAUUUGGGUCACUUUGUAGAUAAGUUUUAAUCUCCUACAUAAUUUCAUAAUCACUUUUAUUCGCUGUUCUUCAGUGAUUUUAUACUCCGAAAAGCAUAAUGUAUCAAUCGUCAUAUCUCGCACAUGCGUGUCUGUGCCGAUGGGAGAAGAAACAAAAAUUUGCGCGACACGAGAAUGCAUAAGUGACUUCGCUUCACUUACCGCUGCUGAUCAUAAAACGCGUAUAUUAACGACAGUCUUUCGUUUUUAUGAAAUCGACGCCAAGUUCGCUAAAGUAUAUGUGCACUCGUAAUAUUGUAAAUUGUUUUUUACUUUGAUAAAGCGAUGUAUAGUGUACACAGAAGACAUUGAUAAAACACUGCCCCCUCCUGCCCCCCGAAGAACUUUUUCCUAUCUGAUACUGUUAAAUAUCGAUUAUAACAUCUUAUUAUAUUUGAACGCCUAUUACGAAAAAAAAUAUAUAUAUGAAUAAUUGAUGUAUUUUCUAUUUCAAA